AUGACAGAGAGCGCCCAGACGAACAAUGAGGUGAAAACUCCUCAAGCAAGCACUAAUCCAAUGCCACCAUCGUCGGUGGAGCAAGAGGCAGCCCCAGCUCAGCCGCCAAAAGUUGCUAAAACUCCCGAAGCAAAUACAACUGUGAAUAGCACCAAAGCGGAAACAACAAAUUCAAAUUACGUUGCCUCCUCGAACAAGCUCUUUGUCGGCGGCCUGGCGAAUCUCAAUCAUACGAAUGAAAUGCUCGAAGAGUAUUUCUCCAAAUGGGGCAAGGUGCUCUCAUUUGCGCUCAUCAAGGACGCGACACAGCGGUCAAAGGGAUACGGCUUCGUAACAUUCGAACAAGUAGACAGCGCUUCUGCCUGUCUCAACCAAACGCAACACUUUAUUGAAGGAAGAAGCAUCUCUGUCAAGAAUUGUAAAGAAAAAGAGCGACAUGGCGGGCGACCCUACCAGAACAGCUCUUACAGCAGCAGCCCAAAUUAUCAGAAUCACUAUCAACGAAGCCCUGGACAUCAUCAGUAUCAGAAUCACGGUGGAUAUUACGGUAGAGGAGGCCCGAUGCAGCACAUGCACUGGGGUGGACAUAAUGGCCGGCCAUAUAUGAAUUCUCACCACUCCCCAGAGCACCUCCACCACCAAGCAGACUCGAUGAGCACAAAAAGUAACAACAGCCACCGCAACAACGCGACGCCCAGAACCAACACGCCUAACAAAUUCGACGACGAAUUGAGCGUCUACGUCGGUGGAGUUCCACACAUGGCUUCUGAGCAAGACCUUACCUCGCACUUUUCGCGCUUUGGAAUUGUCGAAGCCGUCUCUGUCGCCAAGAACAAGGAUAACCAGGAGCCAAGAGGGUUCGCAUUCGUUACUUUUCAGUCAAAGGAGGAUAGAAAUAAGUGCUUGGAAUCAAGGGAGCAGCAUUCAGUGAACAACAGAAUAUUGAGAGUGGAGAAGAAGAGAAUCUCGAACAAGACGCGUGAUAGACACCACCCUGGUGGACCAGGAAGGAUCAAACACGCAACGGACUCGGCCCGCUCCACUACUGCUCCCGUCUCGCCAGAAAUAAUGAAAAGUCAUUAUGGGCAAUCGAUACCUAUUACGAAUCAUAUCCAACAGUACUUUCCGCACUAUCAGAACCAGCACGUCUAUCCACAAUAUUUAUACCACCAUGGACCGGUUUACCAGCCUUACAUACAAGGAAACAAUGUCGACCAGAACAUGGUGGUUAACCAGCCGAUUAUUAUGCCACAGCAGAUGAUGCAGCAGCCGCCUAUGGUUAUGCAGCAAGCUCACAAUCACUAUCAGCAACACCCUCAACAACAUCCUGGUCAAAUGGGCUACAACAUGUAUCAAUCGCACCACCAGUCAGUGGCUCCGCCGAUCCAAGAGAAAGAUAACCAAGCUGUGAACACUGCCUAA
Oikopleura dioica is the source of this 1422-nucleotide messenger RNA. NCBI's taxonomy places the organism in Eukaryota, Metazoa, Chordata, Appendicularia, Copelata, Oikopleuridae. The record is from the annotation of a GenBank genome assembly.